AUGCCCCAAAACAUACAGAAGAGGUUGCUCAGGUACGUUCUUCAGCAACUUUCCCUGUUUUCAGAAAUUGAUCUCCCCAACCUAGAGGUUUCUCUGGGGACCAGUUCCAAUAUCAAUUUACGCAACCUAGAGCUUGACAUCGACAAGUUCAAUGUUCCCGGCAUAUAUAUGAGAAAUGGCUCGAUUGAACAGCUUUCUCUUUCCCUCACAAUGAGUGAUGGGGUCAAUAUCGAUUGUACAGGCAUAAAGUUAUCGCUAUCACCUUCUGUUACAGGAGACAAGCCGAGCAAUAGCGAGCAGUUUUCGCUUGCCAAGAGCACUGCAGAUUUGGCAAAUAGCAUGAUGUUUGACGAUAAUGUGAUAGACGAAGACGAGAAGAUCGACAUAUCCACUCCGGAAGAUCAUGAUAACAAACCAAAGGACACGAAGGAAUACAGGAUGAGCAACAUGGUCGCUCGAGCUGCGGACAUGGCGCUAGCCAAGUUGCAGGUGACUGUUCGCGAUAUUACAAUCACAAUGAUUUCAGACUCCUCAGUGAUGGAAGCUCGUAUAGAUAAGAUCUCUUUCCUUACAAAAGAUGGAACGCGAUAUAUCACGGUUGAAGGUUUACAAAUUAAUUGUGUCAAACCGAGCGUUUAUCCUGGUGAGGGUCUCGACUUGGAAUCCGAGGAAAACGAGUCUCCAACAGAAACUGACGACAGCGAUUAUGACGAUUACGAUGACCAAAUGAUGCAAACCUCCUUCAUGGCCGAUAACAGGGACGAUAUUCAAAAGUCGUUGAUGGAAAGCAUGAUGUUCAACAGUAAUAAUGCAUCUUCUGUUUACAUGAGUGCUACAUCUCACUACUUGUCCGCAGAGCAAUCAAAGAUUGAUCCUCCCAAACCUCCGCAAUCUGUCCGCAUAGUCAAUGUUGAUAGGAUGGAAAUGCACUUUGAAGGUUUGCAGAAUAUCGAGAAUAUCGAAGUCAAAAUCGGUGUGAUCAAGGUAGCCGCAGCACCAAUUCCAGAAUGCAUUUCGUCCCUUCUCCAGUCGAUUAAGAAUUUGGCUAAACUUUCAAUGGUAAAACCUGAAAAUGAACAAAAACCAGAAGAGACACAAGAGCCCGUCACUCCAACUCUUAUUAAUUCUUUCAGUAUCGAGAGUAUUAUUGUUAGUCUUACAUCUGCAUUGACCACGAAUGGAGAGUUUGCAGAGCAAAAUAGUUUGAGAUUGGUGUUGGAUGAGCUAAAUUAUGAGCAAAAGAGUCCGAAGUUUUCUCUUGGAACAAUAACGAAAAUCAAAGUGAUAAGACAAGAAGAUGAGAGUCUCUUCCAUUUUGACGAAUCACGAACCUCAUCUGUCGCUGAUCUUGGGUUUGAAGUUCUGAAUAAUGAUGUGCAAAGGACAACUGUAUUAUGCCCCAAGUCGGCAAAUUUCACAUUAGAUUCUCAAUUGGUGACAACAGCUUCUCGCUACUAUAAACUAGUCAUCCCUCUCUUGGAAAAACUUCAGUCCACAAGUCAUCCUGCGCACGCCUAUUCACUUUCUCGCCAAGCUCGUUUGUCCUCUCGUCAAGUGCCCCCAACGGUAAAUGAUUCUGAACUUAGUGUUCAAACAUCAUCCAUCCACAUUAAUUUGAAGUUCCCAGAUCACAGUAUGCUAAAGGCCACAGUUCUCCCAGUAUCUUAUCAUUCAUCGAGCGGUAAGUUCGAAACAGAAAGGGUGUUACUGGAACUGGUCAAUUCACUUCAAAAAGAUUCUUAUGCAUCGAGUGAGUAUUUACUCAUCUCCGGCAUCAGCUCCGUUACGCAGAGUGUCGAUAAAGUCAGAUUCUUUGAUGCUAAUUCGCAUCAAGAAUCCUGGUUGCCCACAAAAGUGAAGGUCAAACUUGAAAGUAUAACAUCUAAAUUUGAACUUCCUAGUUUGCAGCAGCUGGUUGAAAACAUAAACAUUCUAUCAGAUUUGGUCACUGAGACCAUCAAUUUACCGAAAACUGCUUCAAGACCGAAGAGGGUAAGAAUGGGUAAUAGUUUAUUCAUGAGCAAUGUGAAAACCAUCACUAAUUCCAUCGAGAUAGGAAGCAUCACGGGCACACUCUCUAAUAUUCGCGAGGGAUUCGGAGAUAUGAAUGGCUCCCUCAAAGAUAUUAUGGUGAAUUCUUUACAGGAUGGAUCCAUUCACAGCAGCAUAAUGAAUGUGUCUAUUGUGCGCACCCAUGGUGAGCUAGUUGAGCCAUUCAUUGUUGCCGCAAAUGCAGAAGAUAAGAGCUUACCAAUGCUAUUUGCAAAGUUCAAAAGCUCAUUUGAUGUGCAUUUCAGGAACUGUGCCUUUAACUACUAUGGAAGAUGGUUAAUAUUGUUUGAUUCUGUAUCCAAGCCUUCAACAUCUCUCACGCCUGAUCACAAUACCUCUUCCGCAGACAAGGGAUCCAAAGUCAAAUUGGAGAUACAUUUCACUUUUUCUAAUUUGACAAUCGCUUUGGUUCCUGUGAAUCUGAACUCCAAAAUAGAAGUUGCUAUUAAAAAAGGUAUUGCAGAUCUAUUUGUUGGAGCAGAUGGCAACACAAGGCUCCAAUCAUCCUUCAGUUCUAUAUCACUUUUCCUCAUAGAUGAUGUUGCUAAUAUUCGAAGCGAUCAAGAGAGCAAAGCAUAUAGACACUGGGUUGACUCAACAGCCAACCGUGCUACUUGGACGUUGAACUCAUUUUUCAAGAGCAAAGGAUACGUUUCUGUUGGAUCAUCAGCAACUUUGUUCCUCAACAUCAACUUCAGCACAGAAGAAUCUUUGGAGAAAACUGUUGAGACGAAGCCAGCUUCGAAGGCAUUAAUCCCGUUGGUGGAUAUGAAGAUUCAUCUGGAUUCGCUCAAUGUUGAUCUAUGCGCCGAUUCGUCUCAGUGUUUUCUUCAAACUUUGAAGGACCUCAAACAACCAGUUCAAUUCACUUUUGAUGAAAAGUACAAGCCUAGAACUCAGGAAGUUGACAUAUUCAAGGACAUCGAUGAAAACUGCUAUCAGGAUGAGGUUUUGCCUGGACCGGAGGAACCAUACUCCUUUGAAGCUAUCGAUGAUGGUAAACUUGAAAUUGUGGAGGAUUUUUACGAUAAGAACGCUUUAGAUGAUUCUGGAUCUGUUUCUGGUGGACGAUCAACCACUUUGAAUAAAAGUGCAACCAAGUCUGGACAGGCCUCCAACAUCUAUUUUGAGGAUGAUCAUUUUGACCGGCUUGGCAAUGACGAAAAGGCAAACAGGAUCAUCCCAAUGGCUAUCAGUGUCAGUGUGUCAAAUGUUAGGAUUAAGCUCUUUGAUGGAUACGACUGGAAAGAAACUCAGACAACUAUCAAGAAUGCAAUAAAAAGAGUUGAAGACAAGGCACGCGAGAUUCCCCAGCCUGUGGAAGAGGACAUUGGUGAUCUUCCAGAGUCAAUUUCCCCCCAAAACCCUGAUGAUCUCGAUGAGAUUGAAGCAGAAUCUGUGAGCGAGAUGUUAUAUGAGUCGAUACAUGUUGGUUUGCUUGCUGGACAAGAUCCACAAACGUUCUACGAUAACAUCAACAAGUCGAUCAAUAAUCGUGCUGAUAUUGAUAGUCUCAACGACCGCAACACCUUGUCACCUUCCCCAUCCUCAACGUCUUCCACCAACUUCAAUACUUCAAGUCGGUCAGCUACACCUGCCCAUAACAUUGACUUGGGCAAAACUUCCAAUCAUAGAUUGAGACUUAAAAGAUCGUCUUAUCAUAAGAUCUUGGUGGAACUGGACAAUGUUGAUGUUUCAAUCCUCAUGUUGGUGAAUAGUGAUCCCAAUCCAUCAGAAGAUCCUGUGUUAUUCAGCGAAAAUGAGAGCACUGACGACUCUGAGAUUUUGAGUCGUAUUGAUGUUACAGUGGGAUCAUUGAACAUCAUUGACAAUGUGCCAACUUCCAGUUGGAAGAUGUUUGCUGGUUACCUUCGAGAGGCAGGAGACAAAGAGGUGGGUGCUAGCAUGCUCCAUCUCUCGAUUGAUACGGUUCGUCCUGUUUCUUCUCUUGCCGCUUCAGAAAUUGUUCUUUCUGUCAACGUUCUACCUUUAAGGUUGUACGUUGAUCAAGAUACACUGGAUUUCCUUACAAGGUUUGGUGAAUUUAAAGAUGAUAGGUUUGUGCCUCCAGCUUUGGAUGAUGAGGACAUUUUCAUCCAGAAAUUCAAGGUCAACUCUGUGAAGGUUAAGCUGGACUACAAGCCAAAGAAGGUGGACUAUGCUGGAAUAAGAUCGGGACACACAGCGGAGUUUGUCAAUUUCUUUAUUCUCGACGAGUCUGAGAUGAUUUUGAAGAAGCUUGUGUUGUAUGGUGUUCCAGGGUUCCCUAGGUUGCACAAACUUCUGAAUGACUCAUGGAUGCCUGAUAUUAAAAGAAAUCAAUUAGGAGGUGUCCUUUCAGGGUUGGCUCCUGUGAAGUCAAUUGUCAAGAUCGGUUCUGGGUUCAGAGAGCUAUUUGCAGUUCCUAUUAGAGAGUAUCAGAAAGACGGAAGGGUUGUUCGAGGUGUUCAGCAAGGUGCAGUUUCUUUUGCAAAGAUCACAGGAGGUGAGCUUCUUAAAUUUGGUGUGAAACUUGCCGCAGGUACACAAACCAUCUUGGAAUCUACCGAAGAAGCCUUAGGUGGAGAUGGAUCUUCCACAAGGUUGCCUGAUUACAAGAAGAACAGAAAGAAUGGCAGAAGAAGAUCUUCCAAUGAGGUGGUUUAUGCAAUUGCAGGGGAUAACUCGCUUGCUGGACACAGUUCGUUGAACACGGUAGCAUAUCAUAGGGGUUCAUUUGACUCGUAUGGAGACGAAGAGGAGCUUCUUGACGAAGAUCCAGUGCUCGAUCAAGGAAGUUUGCAAGAUGACCAACAAAUUCAGAAGACUAAAUUCAUCAUCCCUUCAAGCUUCAGAAGCACGGGCGAGCUCAACAAUGUUUUGGAAAGUGAUAGUGAUCUGGAUGACGAGUAUACGUGGGAUUCGGAAAGCGAGAGCCAGAAGAUUGUGAGUCUUUACUCCAAUCAACCAGAGAACUUGAACGAAGGAUUGCAAACCGCAUACACCUCGUUUGGCAAGAAUCUGGAUACAGCCAGGAGAGCGAUUGUAUCUGCUGGUACGCGUGCAGCACGCAGUGGCAGUGCACAGGUUGCAGCAAAGGAAUUUGCCAAAGCUACGCCGAUUAUGAUGAUACGACCGAUAAUUGGAACCACUGAGGCGAUUUCUCGUGCGCUUCAAGGAGGAAUCAAUGUUUUGGAUCCAGAAGAGAAGAAACGCUCAGAGGAGAAGUACAAGAAUACAGGGGCCAAGCCGGAUGAAGAGUCAAGAAAUGUAUAG
Molecule: messenger RNA, 5307 nt
Organism: Ogataea philodendri
Lineage: Eukaryota; Fungi; Ascomycota; Pichiomycetes; Pichiales; Pichiaceae
Exons: 1
Coding region: 1-5307 (1768 amino acids)
Biological process (GO): autophagosome assembly; autophagy of mitochondrion; reticulophagy
Cellular component (GO): extrinsic component of membrane; phagophore assembly site
Molecular function (GO): phosphatidylinositol-3-phosphate binding
Source: RefSeq, a predicted model, not a curated record